UGGCUCUGUCACUUUAAAUGGAAUGGAACCAUGCAGACCCAAGUGGCAGUUAGAAAAACCAGUUAAGGAAGGGUUUUAANAUCUACCCAGCAGGAGGUAAAUUGCAUAUUUACCUCCACUUUUAAAGGGCCGUUGAGUCAACAAAUUCACCAGGAGGUCUAUGGAUUUCCUACCAGCAUGCAAGCGUUUCUAAGAUUCUUACUGUUUUUUGUGCUCCUAAAAUCAGGUGCUUCCUUACAAUGUGAAGUUUGUGUGAGCUCUCAGAACAGCACCGAGGCCCAGAUGAGCCCCAACAUCACUUGCCAGGGCACUCCAGUGACUUGUCCUCCCAACAAAGACAUGUGCAUGAUAACAGUUGCUGAGCAUAAUCUAGGUGGAAAAACAGAACGCUUCAUUGAGAAAUCCUGUGCAUACUCUAAAGUCUGCAGUGUUAAUGAUGUUCACCUGUUUCUGGGGAAGGGAAGAAGCUACAGGUCCUCUAUAGUGUGCUGCAAAGGCAUCUGUCCCAAACAGCCUAUUGCAAAAUUACCAGUAAAUGCAAGACCCAAUGAGAAGGAGUGUCCUGCCUGCUUUGCUUUGGCAAAAACAUGCAAGGCAGAGACAGUGAAGUGUACCGGAAAUGAUACCCACUGCAUUGAUGUGACAAGCAUGCGGAAAUUGAGUGUAGAUGGAAACUUUGAGGACCUUGUCAUCAAGGGCUGCACCACUAAAUCCUUAUGUGCUUCGCUAAAACAGGAGAAAAUCCCCCUUUUGCUGGGCGAGGUUGAAAAGGUUGAGUGUAAUCCGGAGAUUUCUAGGGGGUCUCAACCUACUACAAGUUUCCUCCUGCUGACCUUCUCUGGGCUCUUGCUGAUGAAGAUCUUUGAGUAAAAGGCAACAGCGUGAGAAUACAUCUACUUUGCAUUCAGUG
Messenger RNA from Sceloporus undulatus (fence lizard), 910 nucleotides. Its product is annotated as phospholipase A2 inhibitor gamma subunit B-like. The record is from RefSeq and is a predicted model, not a curated record. Bases 178 to 870 code for a protein of 230 amino acids. The transcript has 7 exons. NCBI's taxonomy places the organism in Eukaryota, Metazoa, Chordata, Lepidosauria, Squamata, Phrynosomatidae.